GGGGGCGCUGUCGGACUCUCCCCCCGCUCCUGCAGUUGCAUGCCGGGUAGACGAGGAUGGCGUCUGCGGGCUGUGUGGAGGAAUGAGACGGCUGACCGCUGACUGUUUCCCCGGUGAACCUGCACUCUCAGCGGCCUCAGGUGUUUCAGCAGCGCGGAGCCGCCGGUGUCACUGAGCUAUGAGGAGUGGUGUGGCGUUGCCUCCAGGCGGCCUGGCUGUUGGACUAUGCUGUGUUUGUCCACUGGGUGGCGCCUCCUGAGCCGAGCUCACCGCCUCCCUCCCUGCCCCCCCCGCCCCGCCGCUCAGUCUGUCGCCAUGUACGCCGCCCGCCUCUACGGCACUGCGGGGGGAGGAGGAGGGGGAGGGGGAGGUGGGGGUGGGGUUAAACAGGGGCGAAGGGCGGGGCUGGCCAUGCUCGAGGCACCCCACCCCCACCACCCGCACCCGGCCCCCCCCGCCUACCCGCUGUACCAGGGCCGACCCGACGCCCACAGAGGAGCUCACUUCCACCACCACUACCACCCCCACCCCCAUCCUCACCCCCACCCGCAGCCUGCCCACAUGGCCCCACCCCCACUUCCUCCCCACUACCAGCACCACGCCCACUUCCACACGUACGGAGGGGGGGCCCCGGCCGGAGGGGCCGCCGCCGGCAGCAAGAAGAAGACGUGGAACUUCAUCCACGAGAAGAUGAGCUACGACACGUUCUUCACCAUGAAGCGUCUGAUCGAGCGCUCGCGGCGUCCUGACGAGGUGCUGCGCUGGGUCACCCAGAACCCCGCCAAGAUCUCCCACAACCACUACCCCGUCGCCCUGCAGAAGAUCGGACAGCUGCUGCAGGCCACGCCGCCGCCACGAUCCGGAGGGGACGACACCGACGCCGAGGCGGCGGGAGGAGGGGCAGAGGGCGGCGACAGACGUCAGAUCCUGGAGCAGCAGGACUUCCAGACGCUUUGUAACGCCAUCGUCAACGACUGCGCCAAGUUCGACAACUUCAGCAUCGUCAACUGUCUGUACGCUGUGGCAGCGCUCGGUCUUCCCAGUGACUCUCAGGUGGUUCAGGUGUUGGAGGCGGAGUCUCAGUCCAGACUGAACCAGUUUAACCAGAAGGACGUGUCCAUGGUGUUCAGCUCCAGUAUGAAGCUCCACCCGGGCAGCCAGCACCCCCUGACCGAGGCCUGCCUGGCCGGCCUGGAGAAGAACCUGGAGAGGGAGCGCCACCCGCAGACGCUCUUCCUGCUGCUGUCGUACUACAGACUCAAGUGGCGCUCGCUGCAACCGCAGGAACCUGCAGCAGCGGCAGGGGGCGCUAACGCUGCCAGCGCUAACAAUAACAACACGCAUCCAAACCCUGAGCAACUGCUCGCCAACAGGAAGAUCUUGCGUCUGGUCAAACACACUCUGGCGAGUGUCAGCGGUGUUCGUGACCAGGAGAUGGCGCUGCUGGAUGAGAUGUUGGCGGCGUGCGCUCGGGAGGCAAGCAACAAGAGUCUGGAGUUGAUCUUUAGCUCUCACCUGUUCUACCAGAACAGACAGGAGCGGUUCGUCAGCAGCCUGGCAGAGGAGUUGCCAAAGAAGGUGGACAGCAUCACUCCCUACACGAUGGCCCUGAUCGCCAAAUACAUCGCUCGCCAUCGACUGAGAGAGACUCGACUGCUCGACACCAUCGCCGACUUUCUGGUGAAGAAGGCCGAGUAUCUGGACAGUAAGGUGAUCCAGAAGCUGGUGUUCCCGUUCAGCAGGAUGAGUUACCGUCCGUCCAACGAGCAGCAGUUCUUCUCUCGGUUGGAGGAGGUGGUGGAGCUGAAGGCACUCAGCUCGCCGCUCGCCACUGUCAACAUCCUCAUGUCUCUGUUCCAGCUGGGACAUUUCCCCGGCCUGGUGCUGCACCGAGUCUUCUCCUCCGCCUUCAUCAGCAACGUCACCAACAGUCCGUACGCUCUGAUCGUCCGGCGGUACCUCUCUCUGCUGGAUGCUGCUGUGGAGCUGGAGUACCGCGAGUACACCGGACCACGACUGCAGGAUGCCCACAAGGUCCUUAUGUUUGACCACGCCCUGACUGCUGAUGAGGUCAACCGCAAGUACAGCUAUAAAGGUCUGGUGGCUGAGGCCCUGCGACAGCUGGUUGGAGAACAGAACUACAAACAGGACGAAGUACUCGCCCCGGGCUACUACACAGACUUUGUGUUGUGGAUGGACAGUUCUGGUCGGGUUCUACCCAUCAGGACCGGAGCUGGUCUGGCUCUCAGCAUCGUUCCUCCGUCCUGUGUCGCCGUGGCGUCCAAGCCAGCUGAUGGUGCUGUUGCCGUGAUGACUUCAGAGUUCCAGAAGUUCUCUCCGUUCGCAGCGUUGGAGGAGGGUGCAGAGCCGCCGUGUCAGGUGGGUGAGGUGAUGGGCGGGGCCAUGGAGCCCAGGUCCUUCCUCCCCCACCACAUUCGCAGCACGGCGGGGGCCACGGUAGCCUCGGGGCCUCCACGGCCUGGGACUAAUGGCGGCCCCUUGGACUAUGGCCACUACUACGUCCCUGCAGCGGAGUACUACUCCAGUCUGGCAAAGGAGCACUCUCUGGAGAGCCAGGACAGCUCCACGCUCAGCAGCCCCCCCUCUGACAGCCUGGCCCAGCCCGGGACCCAAGGACCUGCAGGGGCCACGGCCCCGGUCUCACUGUUCCAGUUUUCCAUCGGGAAGAUCCUGGAGGACGAGGGUGGGACAGGGGCCCCGGGGGGCCAGGGGACAGACUGCGAGCUGCCGGGAUUCUACGAGGGCGUGACAUAUUCUGAGGGGUCUGGGGCCGACAGAGGGCCCCCAUCACCACCACAGCUCCACGCCCCCGACAGGCCCGACGCCGACAACCCACUAACAGACCAGAGACAGAUCAGGAGGGUCAUCAUGUCUGUCAAUGAUAAGUGGCAUUACUGCCACAACUCUGAGGUUCUGGUUGGUUCUCGGGCCAUGAGGGACCGACACCUGAGGCUGCUGGGAUACAUCAUCCUACAGCUGCCGUACCAUGAGCUGGAGAAGCUGAACGGCAUCGAGGAGGUGAAGCAGUACCUGCACAAGAAGCUGCUGGACGUCCCGCUAUGACGCGUGUGUGUGUGUGUGUGUGUGUGUGUGUGUGUGUGUGUGUGUGUGUGUGUGUGUGUGAUAUCACGGCUGCUUCAGGCCUGUAGUUUGAAUCCUGGUUCUGGGGUUGAAUCGAGAUCAGCAGUUUGUUCGCCUUCUGAACGGUGAAAUCCUGUCAGUCAAACAUCAGGGAGGAAAAGAGCGAUGAUGUCCUCACGUUAAUGUUUAUUCAGAUUACAGCUGCAACUAACAAUUAUUUUAUCAAUUAAUCUGCUAAUUAUAUCUUUUAUUAAUCAGUUUAUAAAACCUCCUCAUCCCCUGCUGUCUCAGAUUUGUUUUGUAUCUCAGUAAACUGAAUAUUUUACUGUUUUGGACUGUUGGUCCAGACAUUUGAAGAUGUCACGUGGACUCUGACAACUUUUGAUUAACAUUUAUAAUCCAGGUGAGUGACCCGUUAAUCCAAACGAUUGUCCACAGAUGAAUCAACAGUGAAAAUAACGUGUAGUUGCAGCUGUGCACAUUAACGCGCAGGUCGACUCACGGACUCCCACCGGGCUGUGCGGCUUUUUAAAGGACCUUCCCGCUGCUUUCUGACCAUUUUCCAAAUCAUCCGUAAGUUUUCGCGUCGAUCUCCUUCCUGCGGGGAGCCGCUGGCUUCUGUUCAGAGAUAAAUCCACCGCAGAGUCCACGAGUCCAAACCCUCCUCGCAGAGCCCAACUCCUCUAACCGCUCGAUGGUCUGAUGGAGAAUACUACAUUUAUUUCUAUUUAUUGUCUAAACAGUGUCAUCAGCCUUGAAAAGCCAACGUGCAAUAUGUGUCCGCUCCUCUUCGUGUCAUCCAACACAAGAACGUGACCGCUGUGACUUCAGCUGCAACACUAAGUAAACAUGGAUGUAAUGAAUUUUAAAAUGUCUCACGUUAAAAGUGUUUUGAGUGUCCUUGAACACGUCGUGCCCGCACCUGCUCAGGUGUGACGGUGGCUUGUUUUGGAACAUGGUCAGCAGAAAAGUGAAACAACACCCGACCGGUCCUUUAAUGCGUCCUCGUGAUCGCUGAGUGCAGGCUGUGAUGUGAUUGGUCGCUGUGCGGAUGAACAAACAUUCUAUCUUUUUUUGGGGGUGGGGUGGAGUCCCUUUUUAUAAAGUUUGGUCACCAUGGUAACGAUGUUGAUGCAUGUGUGGGACUCUGUUUUUCGGGCGUCACUGUUUUAUAAAAUCAAAAUGAUGGAGCUGGGAGUUUUUCUGUGGUGAGAGCAGGGGCUGAUGGGUACUGUAGUUCUGAGUGCACACGGCUGUCCGGCGGGGGAGGGAGGAGGGAGCGUCACCAUGGUAACAUGGUGCGUGCGCCAAAGACCUGGAGGACGAGCCGGCUUCAGUAUGAUGUGCGGGUGACUGUCGGGGUCAAAGGUCAGAUUAUUUAUUUGUGUAUCAGGUGACGGACGGAUGUUCGAGGAGGGAAAGAAGCUUGUUUAUAUUCUAUAAAUCUAUUAAUUCAAAUGUCUAUAAAACCUGAAACCAAA
This is a messenger RNA of Siniperca chuatsi (mandarin fish), 4583 nucleotides long. It is a transcript of the gene fastk, whose product is annotated as Fas-activated serine/threonine kinase. Lineage: Eukaryota; Metazoa; Chordata; Actinopteri; Centrarchiformes; Sinipercidae. The transcript has 11 exons. Gene Ontology annotation, molecular function: RNA binding. Gene Ontology annotation, cellular component: mitochondrial matrix; ribonucleoprotein granule. The record is from RefSeq and is a predicted model, not a curated record. Gene Ontology annotation, biological process: mitochondrial RNA processing; regulation of mitochondrial mRNA stability. The coding region runs from base 226 to 3084 and encodes 952 amino acids.